AUGGACAGCAAUCAGCCCAAUGCUUAUCUCAACGUGCCCGUGACCGACGCGGAGCGGGCUCAGGCUAACAAUCAAUCACCCCGAGAUGACAGCUCCGACAGACUCUUACCGGAAUCACAGCUCCCUCCGCCAGAAGAGACAGCAUAUCGAAAUGACCCAGUGCCUCUUCGAUUUCCUUCCAUACAUGCUCCUCCCGUCAUAAGGAAUUUUCCCCCAGCCAUUGCCCAAAGACUCGAUUCCCGCCAAUAUGCCCCAAUUUCCCCUAUUCACGAAGAAGACGAAGCCCACUCCAUCGCCCUCCGCGAGCCGUCGGAACGACUAGCCGACGAUGGUUAUUUACUCGCACCUCCAGGACCAACUCCUCCAUUAUGGACUCCCAUCUGGUUGAAGCAAUGGGUGCUGGGCCUCUUUGCUCUUUUAUUCGCACUUCUCCUGGUAGCCCUGGUUCUGCUCUGGCACUACGAUGAGCAGAACGAUGGAUUCGAAGUGGCCGAAGGAACAAGCCAUUACGCCUGGGCAUAUACGCCCACCGUAAUUGCUGUCCUGAUCGUGGCGGCCUGGAGAAUGGUAGACCACCAUUCCAAGUUAGCCAUGCCUUUCGACAGUCUUCAGAACGGUCCAAUCAAACCUUCUGAAAGUCUUCUGGUCGACUAUAUCUCGAAUUUCCAACUCGUAUCACUAUAUGAAGCAUUUAAAAACAGCCAUUUUGCCGUCACUACCACCAUCACUGGAUUUAUCCUGUUAAAAGUUGUCACUGUUUUCUCUACCGGAUUGCUGGUUCUGCUUCCGACCCAAGUAGCUCAAACGGGCUCAUCAGUUCAGGUCCAGGGGUUCACUGCGAAUGCUUUCGACCCCAAUACUGCAUUGGAUUCUUCGACUUUCUCGGCCUUGCCCGUGUACGCAUAUUAUGGAAGUAUGGCUCAGGGAAUGCCACUGGAAAAUGGUGUAACUUUUGACCUGGCUUAUGGCGCCAUGACCGUCAAUUCUAAUUCUUCGAUUGGAGAUGACACCAUUAUCUCGGGCACUGUUGACGCAUUUGUACCCAUUAUGACAUGCCAACAGUUGGAUGCGAAGUUGGACAGUCCAGCGAUUGUGAACGACACCAAUGCCGAUAGCGCAUUUGCGACCUCGAGCAACAUAUCUCUCACCAUCCAAGCGGGGGAUGUGUGCGAUCAAUUCUCUUCGAUCAGCGUACCUGCUGACAACCCAUAUACCGAAAUUCUUCCCGAGCGUCAGGUCUUAGGCACCAUGCAGGAAAUCUAUUGUGGAACCACGAACGGGAGCGUUGCAGAUUCGAAGGGUCCCGUGGGGUUGUUGUUCACCAUCACCGACAUCAACUACCAACAGACUCUAUUUGACAAUGCCAGUGAUCUUGCUGGUGGGACAUUUACCAUUGCAAGUGGCGUCUCUAGAACGCUCACCAAUAUGACAAGUGUCUUCUGCACACCCUCGUAUACGAUGACCCAAGUCAAGGUAACCAACAAUACUCAGAUCCUCGACAGCAAUCAAGCCAUAUCCGUGACUUUACAGAAAGAUGCCACCAACAGCACACUUUCACAAUUUUCGAAUUGGAACGCGUCCAAUGUCCUUGUGCAAUCCUCUAUUUCUGCUGAAACCCUCUUUGGAGACACAAUCAACGAUGACACAAUUUCCGACUCCAGUGCCAUAUUUACUCUCAUGGCCAUGACUCGAGGUUCUGAGAACAUCGAUUCACUACUGGACUCAGACAAAAUGAUUUCAGCUGCUCAAGAUACAUACAAGGGAAUAUUGUCACAAUAUGCCCACCAAACCUUGAGGGCUACCAACAGCGAUGACAUCGAAGAUGGCACCGUGACUCGUGAGGAACGCCGACUGCGUAUCAAUGAUGUUUCUCUGUGGACCAUGGCGUCAAUUUUUGGAUUACUGGUACUUUUCUGCAUCGCGCUGAUUUUCAUUGCUCCUAGAGCGGUCGUGCCACGCGAUCCCAGUUCAAUCGCCGCGAUUGCAACGAUUCUCACCAGAAGCACUGAGUUGAACAGACUGCUUCGAAGACAAGGUGCACCAAGCUAUGCAAACCAGAAGUCCGCCUUGGCUGGAUUUGAAUUCGGCACAGCAAUCGCAACAACGGAGUCCGGAAAGACAAGCUUCAAGAUUGUUACCUCCGAAGGUGAACUGGACGAACCGACUCCCAAGCCCAAUACGGAUAUUAAAUGGUGGCUACCGAUUACAGCAACAAUCCCGGUAAUCGUCCUUACACUGAUUCUACCGUUGGCCAUUAUCGUGGUCCUGGAAAUUGUCCAACGCUCUUCAGACGAUAGCAAUGGCUUCUACACCGUGGCGGACGACAAGUGGACUGAAGUUUACAGUCACUAUAUUCCAGGUAUCGUGAUGCUGAUUCUUGCAACAUUAGUCAACAUGCUUGACUUCAAUGUGGCUCUGUUUGGACCUUGGAUCAAUCUGGCAAAUGGUAACGCCAUUAGCAAGAAAUCCCUGCUGAAUCACAUAUUGGGAAGGUCGCCUCCUUUUGCGUUCCUACAAGCUCUCCGGACACGAUACGUAGGCGGGAUCCUCAGUAUCUUAGCCGCAACCCUGGCAAGUAUUCUUACAGUUAUCGCCUCUGGGCUGUACACGGUGGAGCAUUUCACCGUUGAAGGCCCUGAUGUAUCGCUCAAGCAACUCGACUCUUUCACAUUGAGUUGGCCAAACAGCUUCACCACCGACAACGGAGCCGCCGCCAUGACGGAUCUCAUUAUGCAUCAGAAUUUCAACUACCCGCAAUUCACCUAUGAAGGACUUGUCUUUCCGAGCCUCUCCCUCGACAAUUCGGCAUUGACGACAGAUUCUCUGACAUCUGUCAGUGGCUCUUCCAGUCAUGUCUUCCCUGGAGUUCGCGGCAAUCUAAGAUGCGAGGUUCUGCCUGCGUCGUCCUUCAAUUUGACCACUGAGAAGGCUGGAUCAGAUUCGGCGUAUUCAACUGAUCAAGCUUUCGUCACUGCAACUGCGGCACUUCCCGAUUCAUGCCAUCUCGGUGGUUAUACAGGCACGGAUUCUGUUGUUACCUACGAAAACAACUUCGAGCUCCCUGAGGGCGGAGAAGGGACAUAUGCCGGCGCACAACUUGACCUCUUAUUUGGUGAGAACGCCACGCUGUACGGGAAUUAUGGUGAAGCCCGUGGUCAGUACAUUGGCGACAAUCCGGCCGUGGGUUGCCCUAGUCUGGCGUUCACAUUUGGUCAUUUCAAGUUGGACAACACAGACAAAAGUCAAGUCACCACCAUGAUCUGCUACCAGGAAAUACAAGGCUUUCAAGCAAACGUUACAUUAAAGCUGAAUAGCACAACCAUCGACCCAGAUCAUCCUCCGGUAGUGGAUGAGGGAAGCAUUUCCCUCGAGGAAAACCCAGCCAGUAAUAUCGGUGCCAAAUCUUUCGAUUUUCGAAUCCAGAAUAAUCUCGCUCAAGAGAUGACUCUGUUCAACGGCGGGAGUGGUACGCCUGCAUCCGAUCCUUCAAGUACCAAUACAUUCGAUAUCUACUUCCAAGCAAUUAUCAAUGGGACAGAAAAACACGACCCGACAUCUCUUGCCGGCGAAAAUAACCAAGAUGUCCUCGUCGACGCAAUCAACAAAUUCUACCGCAUUUACAUGGCUCAAGCCAUAUCCGUGAACAUGCGUGCACCGUUGGACAGCAGCACUCCUUCUCGCCUUUCCCGACGACAGGAUUCUACCGCAAGUACAUCCACCACUAUAACGACGCCACGCCUCGUCCAAGAUAAUGCCAGCAAACUAACACUACAAAUCCUCCUCGGGAUCAUGACUGCUCUUUCCGCCGCGGCAUGGCUCACCACGAAAAUGCGGCGGGUGCUCCCCUGCAAUCCAUGCUCUCUGGCAGGCGCGAUGUCACUCCUAGCUGGCAGCGACCUCUGUCACAGCGCGGACGAUGGACUCUGCGAAUGCUGCGGCAAACCGCGGCGGCGUUCCUUUGGAUUCGAAGACGGCAAUCGACCCGUCAGCAUCCAUGCCGGACCAGAUGAAGACGACGAUGAUGAGCGGGAACAAAUCAUCCCAGAUGGCGCGGAGUGGAUGCCACAGUCGCAGUUCGAGACCUUAUUUGGUGGGAAAAGGUAUAGCAUGGGCUGGUGGCGCGAGCGGAAAUCCAUUGGCAAGCGACGGCGGUUUGGUGUCGAUGUUGGCGCCAGGGCCGACGGCGCGGACGACCAGGACUGGGAGCUCGGAGAGCGAAGACCCGAAGGCCAGGGCUUCAGCGAUUUCAUGAUGAGAGGCGGCGAUCGCGACGGCAGAGGCGAGUAUUCUCGCUUCGGAGCUCCCAGUCCCGACCCUGCCGCCAUGGACGCAGGUUUCCCUCAAGAUCCCCCUGGACCGAGCGUGACGAGACCGCCGAUGGCAUCAGGGAUGGGAAUAGGUAUAGGAGGUGGUGAACCCGGUCCAGCCACGUUGGCUAGACGACAGACUGGUUCCCUCACGGGCGGUGAAGCAUAG
Messenger RNA from Rhinocladiella mackenziei CBS 650.93, 4476 nucleotides. RefSeq lists its product as uncharacterized. The transcript has a single exon. Lineage: Eukaryota; Fungi; Ascomycota; Eurotiomycetes; Chaetothyriales; Herpotrichiellaceae. Bases 1 to 4476 code for a protein of 1491 amino acids. The record is from RefSeq and is a predicted model, not a curated record.